Messenger RNA from Neodiprion fabricii, 1424 nucleotides. It is a transcript of the gene wds, whose product is annotated as protein will die slowly. The transcript has 9 exons. The record is from RefSeq and is a predicted model, not a curated record. Lineage: Eukaryota; Metazoa; Arthropoda; Insecta; Hymenoptera; Diprionidae. Gene Ontology annotation, cellular component: Set1C/COMPASS complex. The coding region runs from base 186 to 1190 and encodes 334 amino acids. Gene Ontology annotation, molecular function: histone binding.
AUAAAAUCCUGGUUGACGAGAUAUUGGCAUCAGCUUGGUAAAUUUUUCCGUGUUCUCUAACCCUACCACAGUAGUCGGUGAAAAUAACGCGCGCGUGGUGGCAUUCGGCAGUGUAGAUACAGGAAAUGAAAGAUUGGCUGUGAACCUUAAGAAAUAUUUAGUUCAAAUUUGAGCCAGUCCUUAACAUGGUUCCCCUCGGUCCGUCUCCUAGCCAUCAGCAAUCUGUUAACAAUUCAGCCAGUACACCAACCAGUGGCACUAAGGGCAGUUCAGCUUUGAAGCCAAAUUAUACAUUGAAGUAUACGCUUGCUGGACACACCAAAGCUGUAUCUUCUGUCAAGUUUAGUCCGAAUGGUGAAUGGCUAGCCAGUUCAUCGGCUGACAAGCUUAUAAAAAUAUGGGGAUCCUAUGAUGGCAAAUUCGAGAAAACAAUAUCGGGUCAUAAGUUGGGAAUUUCGGACGUGGCAUGGUCAAGCGAUAGCAGAUUGUUAGUUUCAGCUUCGGAUGACAAAACCCUGAAAAUAUGGGAGUUGAGCUCUGGAAAGUGUCUGAAGACUCUAAAGGGACACAGCAAUUACGUAUUUUGCUGUAAUUUCAAUCCUCAAUCGAAUCUAAUUGUAUCUGGCUCUUUUGAUGAAAGUGUGAGAAUAUGGGAUGUGCGAACUGGAAAAUGUUUAAAAACAUUACCAGCUCAUUCUGAUCCUGUCAGUGCAGUGCAUUUUAAUAGAGAUGGCUCAUUGAUUGUCUCAAGCAGUUACGACGGUCUUUGUCGAAUUUGGGAUACAGCUUCUGGUCAGUGUUUGAAAACGUUAAUAGACGACGACAAUCCACCUGUAUCUUUUGUGAAAUUUUCGCCAAAUGGAAAAUACAUAUUAGCUGCUACAUUGGAUAACACAUUAAAACUAUGGGACUAUAGCAAAGGAAAAUGCUUAAAAACUUAUACUGGUCAUCGAAAUGAAAAGUAUUGCAUAUUUGCAAAUUUCUCAGUCACUGGUGGCAAGUGGAUUGUAUCAGGCUCAGAAGACAGAAUGGUUUAUAUCUGGAACCUACAAACGAAAGAAAUCGUUCAAAAAUUGCAAGGACACACAGAUGUUGUUUUGUGUACGACUUGCCACCCUACGGACAACAUUAUUGCAUCUGCAGCAUUAGAAGAUGAUAAAACAAUAAAAUUAUGGAAAAGUGACACAUAAAUCGAAUCUUUACUAAUUCAAAUAGAUAGAUUCUUUGUACAAAUUACUUAAUAUCUGUUUCCUAUAAAACGUGACUAAAGGAACUAUAAAAUGAAGAAAAUAGAAUGGUGAUUUUAUUUUCGUAAAUGUGAAGAACUGACAUUUGUGAGAUAUCAGCGCUUGAUUAUUGUAUGCAGAAAUAUGACGCGGUAUUUUUUGAGGUACAGAGUUUUGGAUGAUGCACAGUCCAGCUAU